This is a messenger RNA of Vigna unguiculata (cowpea), 1578 nucleotides long. RefSeq lists its product as uncharacterized. The record is from RefSeq and is a predicted model, not a curated record. NCBI's taxonomy places the organism in Eukaryota, Viridiplantae, Streptophyta, Magnoliopsida, Fabales, Fabaceae.
AUUAAACAAAGCACGAGAAAAAGAAGGUUAAGACGGAGUCCUUCUUCAUUCUGUGUUUAUGUAUGCAUAUCUUUUCUCUCACAGAAGAAACCCCACAAUCCGCAUGAUCAUGAUGAUGAUGGCGAUGUCCUUCUCUCUCUUUUCCUCUUACACUCUUCCCAUCCAUUCUCUCGUCCUUUCCUCUUUCUUUCUUCCAAAAAAAAUCACCCACUUCUAAUCAGACAAAAACAAGAGUUGUUAUAAGUCCAUUUCUUUCUUCCAUUUCCACAAAAAAUUUCACCACCACAAACCAACACCUUCCUAACUGUCCUUUGCCACCCUUUACUCAUUUUCACUGUUACAAUCACUUUCCCUACAAUCCUGCAACCGAAAAAGGAACAAAGAAGAAAUCUCUGUAUGUUCACGGGUGCUGUGUAGUUAUAGCCUGAGCUGUGCCCCAUUCCAUACGCGACUUUUCCUCCUUCGUUAUCCCUUUUUUCUUCUUCUUUCUAUUAAAAAGUGAUGGAAAGGGAAGAAAUUCCUGGGUUGAAUUCUGGUGAUUCUUCUUCUCGCGAGGCUUUGGAAUCCGAACAGAAGAACAUGGGUACCCAGAGAAUCUCUGUUUCAGAUCACAUAAACGCGUUUCAGUAUUCAGCUGACGAAGCUGAUAGCUUUGUGAUUGACAUGGAUUCCUUCUCUCCUCCCACCAUCAACAAAGAUAGUAUCAACACUAAUUCAAGAAUUACAUUGCAGCGGAACCUUUCCAGGAAAGGAUCUCAGCGUGGGGGCGACAGGAAGGUGAACGGCAAUGUUACACUUCAUGAUAGGGAUACUGUUCCAACUACAUGCUCACCAAAAGCUGCUCUAGCAGGAUCCUGCACGGCUGAAAAGUCAGCGACGGUAGCAGUAGGGUCCACGCAACAUUCCACAAACACACAGGUUCAUCAUCAUAUUACUAUUACUGCCAGUAACAUGUGCACCACCAACACCGAAAGCAAAAGUGUAACUAGAAGAAAUAGUUUUAAACGACCUUCUUCUUGGCUCCUUGACCCUAGAAGAGUUCUUAUUUUCUUCGCCACCUUGUCAAGCAUGGGAACAAUGUUGCUAAUAUACUUCACUCUUACUAUCAGCAAGCAAAGUGCAGAUGAAUAAGGGGGUGAAUGGCAGUAGUUACUUAUGCCACUGACUUAAAUGGGACAAAUGAAAUGAUGGGUUAUGUAAAAUCUAGAUCCUAGGAUUGGAGCAAAACUCAGGAACAAGAAUUUUGAAGACAAAUUCGUAAAACUUUCGAUAGGCAACUAAAAUUUCCACCACCUUGACGUCAGAAUCAGUUACCUGUUGGGGGGCUACGAAAGGCAAAUUCAAUGACAUACUGCACUACGAUAAAGGGGGAAGGAAUAUUUUUUUUUUCUGUGAAUGGAAUACAGCAACAGAUAAAGAUCACAUGUAAGAGAGUGCUCUAUAGUUUAUUUGGAGUGUCACCAAAGGGCAUAGAGGUGUUGUCCAUUUUUGCUCUUUCUACUCCGUCCUUAUUUUUAUUCCCUGUAUCUUUUGUUUUGAUCAUGUAAUGGCAAGUGAAACUUUUUCUAAAGUGUGUAA